AUGGCUCCGUCUUCCGUUUCGAGCUCAAAUAAUGAUGUGCCACUAUGGAAAGUAUUUUUUCUCUUUUUGGGUGCUGUUUUUAUCUAUUUAUUAUCCAUUAUACUUGGUUUAAUUUGUCAUUUUAUUUACUUUCUCGCUACUGAACUAAUUAAUUUCUUUAAAAAUCCAUUUCAUAAGUCGGAAAUUAAAUGGAAUCAUGGAGAAGGUGAUGGUACACGUGAAAAACCCUAUUGUGUAAUUAUUAUCGGUAGUGGAUUUAGUGGAUUAGGAUUAGCAAUUAAAUUAAAACAAUUGAAUAUGAAUGAUUACAUUCUAUAUGAGAGAAGAGAAAAUGUUGGUGGAACCUGGUACGAUAAUAAAUAUCCGGAACACUUGACUGAUAAACAUAAUUUACGUGAAAAAAUACGAUUUAAUACAAAAGUAACAGAAGCCGAAUGGUUAGAUGAUUGUUAUCAAUGGAAAGUAACGAUUAACACAGGACAGUCAUUUUAUAGUCGAUUUUUAGUGAGUGCUCAUGGUCCACUGGCUAAUGCUCAAUUUCCUACAAAUAUCAGUGGUAUUGAUCAGUUCAAAGGUGAUAUGUUUCAUUCAGCCGAAUGGAAUACUGCAUAUGAUUUUACUGAAAAACGUGUGGCUGUUAUUGGUACGGGUGCAAGUUCUGUGCAACUUGUACCAAUAAUUCAAAAACAUGUUAAACAGUUGUACGUAUUUCAACGUACACCACCAUGGAUAAUACCGAGAUUGGAUCGAAAAGUUACAGAUUUUGAAAAGUGGCUAUUUGAGCAGAUACCAUUAAUACAAAAAGCUGUACGAAGUGUAAUUUAUUGGACGCGUGAAUCAGUAGUAUUGUCGUUUGCUUAUCAAUGGCCAGUUAAAACUAUUAAUCAACAAUUGGCAAAAUUUUUUAUUUCGACACAAGUGAAAGAUGUCGAGUUAAGAAAAAAAUUGACACCAACAUGGGAGUUAGGAUGUAAACGUGUAGUGUUAAGCAAUGAUUGGUAUCCAACUCUACAAAAGCCCAAUGUUCAACUGGUCACUGAUGGCAUAAAACAGGUGAAUGAACAUUCUAUAGUAACAUCUGCUGGUACCGAAUAUGAACUGGAUGCAAUUAUAUGGAGUACAGGAUUUCAAGUACAAGGUUUUCCAAUUAAUAUUCGUGGUAUAGAAGGAAAGACAGUUGAAGAACAAUGGCUAGAUUCACCCCAAGCAUACAAAGGUGUUACUACACCAAAUUUUCCAAAUUUAUUUUUUAUCUUGGGUCCUAACAGUGGUCUAGGACAUAAUUCAAUAUUGUUAAUGAUUGAAAGUCAAUUCACAUAUAUUUUAAAAACAAUCGAAUAUAUGGAUCAAAAUCAUAUUGAUAAAUUUUUAGUAAAGCAACAAGCAUGUCAACAAUAUAAUGAUCGUUUACAAGCUAAAUUGAAGAAAACGGUAUGGCAAUCAGGUGGAUGUAAAUCAUGGUAUCAAGAUAGAAUGGGUAAUAAUACAGCGAUAUGGCCUGAUUUUACAUGGUCAUAUCGACUCAUCAUGCAAAAUUUUGAUUAUGAUAAAUAUGAUUUGUUCUCGAUUGAUAAUAAAAAGACAGAUUGA
Messenger RNA from Didymodactylos carnosus, 1590 nucleotides. The record is from the annotation of a GenBank genome assembly. NCBI's taxonomy places the organism in Eukaryota, Metazoa, Rotifera, Eurotatoria, Philodinida, Philodinidae.